AUCAGCUCAGCGGCACAGAGGAGAGCAGAGGAGGUAAGCGGGGUGAGGAGGAAGGACCAGUCAUCGUCUUCAAUGGCGGUCAGCAGCGGUAGCAGUAGCUGCAGCGGGGUGUAUUCGAACGGGAAGGCCGAGAAGAGUGAACCGGAGAGUGUCCGAUGGAGGGCUGAAGAAGCCAUCGGCGGCAACCGGGAGGCACUCGAAGCUCUCAGGGAGCUCAUCAGCUUCCCUGUUCUCUACUCGCGUGAAGCUCGGAAGCUCGGACUCAAGUGGCCGGGAGGUUUGCUUCUGUACGGACCGCCGGGGACUGGAAAGACAAGCUUGGUGCGGGCAGUUGUCCGAGAAUGUAAUGCGCAACUGACCAUUAUCAGUCCACAUUCUGUUCACAAAGCACAUGCUGGAGAGAGUGAGAAGAUACUGCGAGAGGCUUUCUCAGAGGCGUCUGCCCAAGCAAAGUCGGGCAAGCCGUCGGUUAUCUUCAUAGAUGAAAUAGAUGUGCUUUGUCCUCGUCGUGACUCUAGAAGAGAACAAGAUGUUCGCUUGGCAGCUCAGCUUUUUACACUUAUGGACUCAAGUAGGUCAUCAUCAAUACCUGGAGCACAGGUUAUAGUGGUUGCCUCAACUAACAGAGUGGAUGCAGUUGACCCUGCUCUAAGAAGGUCAGGACGCUUUGAUGCUGAAAUAGAAGUUACCACACCCUCUGAAGGAGAGCGCUUUCAAAUUCUCCAGCUUUACACGAAGAAACUUCCUUUGGAUUCUUCUGUCAAGUUGAAAUCCUUAGCCGCAUCGUGCAACGGCUACGUUGGAGCUGAUUUGGAAGCUCUAUGUCGUGAAGCCACGAGGUCGGCUCUUAAAAGAUCUUCAAAUGAUGAUUCGAAUGAAAGUGAGCUUCUUCUAACAUUCGAAGAUUGGGAGUGUGCUCGAUCUGUUGUGGGCCCAAGCAUUACAAGGGGCGUCACUGUUGAGGUCCCAAAAGUUUCAUGGGAAGAUAUAGGAGGACUGAAAGAUUUGAAGAAAAAGCUUCAGCAAGCUGUCGAGUGGCCUAUUAAACAUCCUGCUGCAUUUUCAAGACUGGGAAUAUCACCAAUUCGUGGGGUACUUUUACAUGGACCUCCUGGAUGCUCAAAAACUACUCUGGCUAAAGCCGUGGCCCAUGCUGCCCAAGCUUCCUUUUUCUCGUUGAGUGGUGCAGAAUUGUAUUCAAUGUAUGUUGGAGAGGGAGAAGCACUGUUGCGCAAUACAUUCCGUAGAGCUCGGCUUGCAGCACCAAGCAUAAUAUUCUUUGAUGAGGCUGACGUUGUUGCUGGAAAGCGUGGUGGGAAAUCAAGUAGCAACAUUUCAGUAGGAGAGAGGCUACUGUCUACUUUGCUAACCGAAAUGGAUGGUUUAGAGCAGGCAAAGGGAAUCCUUGUGUUGGCCGCCACAAAUCGUCCUCAGGCUAUUGAUGCUGCUCUUCUGCGCCCUGGACGGUUCGAUUUGUUGCUCUAUGUUCCUCCACCCGACAUAGAAUCCCGCUAUGAGAUCCUCCGUGUUCACACCAGGAACAUGGAAAUAGCGAGCGAUGUCGACCUCAGAAAAUUAGCCGAAGAGACUGAACUAUUCACAGGGGCUGAGUUGGAGGGCCUAUGCCGAGAAGCUGGAAUCGUCGCCCUGAGAGAAGAUAUACACGCAUCAUCUGUUCGCAAUCGCCACUUUCAGGCAGUGAGGCAGUCGCUGAAGCCCGCACUGACAAAAGCAGAAAUCGACUCCUAUGCUUUGUUUCUGAAGGCAAGCCCCUUAUCUAAGAACUCUAUGAGCCCAAUGAGGGAAUGUAAAGCGGACAGUGGCAGUGAUGAUCGGAAGAGAAGGAAUUACAUGGUCCCGCUUUCUCCGGUGAAAGUAGUUGCAGCGGGUCUUCUUUUAGUCACGGUUGCUGCAAAAUACAUUCUCGGGAAUGCAGAUCAAAAAACCCCCGGAAUGGCCACUACAUGAAGAAUCGCCGAGAACUGUUCAAGACUGAAACUGUUCCAUCGUCCGGAGAGUUGUUCCUGGCUUUUCAUAGGGAAUAGUUUGUUCAUCUGCAGUGAAAAAAUUUUGGUAGUUAACGUGCAACUUGAUAUAUAUAAAAAGGGAAAAUGACAUUAUCGGUCCUAUAUGUUUGCCGAUUUUUGACAUUGAGUCCUAAAUGUUUCAGUUUGAAAAAACAAGUCCUAUAAGUUUGGAAAAA
This is a messenger RNA of Punica granatum (pomegranate), 2203 nucleotides long. The record is from RefSeq and is a predicted model, not a curated record. NCBI's taxonomy places the organism in Eukaryota, Viridiplantae, Streptophyta, Magnoliopsida, Myrtales, Lythraceae.